Molecule: messenger RNA, 1067 nt
Organism: Arabidopsis thaliana (thale cress)
Lineage: Eukaryota; Viridiplantae; Streptophyta; Magnoliopsida; Brassicales; Brassicaceae
Exons: 3
Coding region: 457-684 (75 amino acids)
Source: RefSeq, marked reviewed
AAAAUUAUAUUCAUAUACCCUUAUGAAAAAAGCAUAAUACUUCAUUAUUUGAUGCUCAUUGCUCAUCUCAUACACAAAAUCAGAUUCAUAAGCAAAGGCGACGACGAUGAAGAAUGACUAAAUAAGUUGAAGGAGUCGUCUCCAUGAUAAACCGUAACCAAACCCUGCGACAUUCUAUUGUAUGUGUAUCUUUUUUUUCUUUUUUUUUGGUCAUAAUUGUAUGUUUUUUUUGUUUCUUGGCAUUGUCACUGAAAAUUAUACCUUUUCAUUUUUGCCUUCUAAAUAACCCAAUUGUGUUACUUUACAGAAAAGCCCAUCCAACGAUUAUUUUUCUUCAGCCCAUUAGCCCAUUAACUUCAGGAUAAAGAUAAGAGCUACGUUCAACUCUAUGGUCAGAAAAAUCAGAGAAAGAAAGAAAACAGAGCAAUUACUUGAAGAAUCCAUAGGAAGCUGAAGAUGAGAAGAAUUCCUCGUAUCAAAUUUCCUCAGAGACAUUCUAUCUCAUCUGGUUCUGGACCGGCGCCGGGAUCUGUUUCCGGCGUUAAGAAAAAUGUGACGGCGAGUUCUGAUGUUCCGGCAGCUCCGAAGAACACUGCUGAUGGAGGGAAAGCAUCUCUCCAGCCGAAACGUACACCUGUCUCCGACAAAGAAAUCGAAUCUAUUAUGUUGGGUGGUUGCAUAUGACAUUUGGGGAGUUACGAAGAUUUGAUCGAACACAUUGGUGUUCUUGUCUUGUUCGGCUGGUGAUGUUUAUUUUGCUGUUUUUAAAUGUAAAGAAGUAACUAAUAAUGUAGAGAAUAUGAUUUUAUAAGAAUGAUACUCUUUCUCGUUAUUAUUAUUUAAGAUAAAAGGCCUCUUUCGAGUUUCUGCAUUAUUGUCUUCACAAUUUUUUAUUAAGCCACUAGGUAACAGAUGAGAGCCAAUGGAUAUACAAAAUGAUUCAUGAAGACCUCUUAUUCUCAUGUCUCUUUCCAACUAAACAUAAUGGCAAAAGGUUGUGUCACUGAUGAUGUAAUUUGCAGUUGCAACUGCAUCAGUAAUGAUGCAAUCUUACUUGUGAUAUUGAG